AUGUCUAACAAUACUCAACCGUCACAAAUGUCGUCUACUUCUCAACCGAGAAAGUUAUCUAUCUCGCCCUCAAUAAGUUCAAGUUCACGUUUUGAUAUUUCCUCUUAUUCAAACCCUCUUCCUCUUAUUUCAUGUCAACAAACAAUUCCCGUAACACCGGUAGGAAGACCUACUCCGAAUAAACGCGGACGUAAACCUUUAGCUACAAUGCCAUUAGCUAAAAAACAUAUUCAAAAUUUGAAUAAUCAAAGAGCCUUUCGUCAACGUCGAGAUCAUUAUAUGAAAAAUUUGGAAAUUAAUGCCAAAAAAUUUGAACAGGAAGCUAAAAAUCUGGGAAUUUUAUAUUCACGAGCUCAAAGUGAAAUUAAAUCUUUAAAAGAAAAACUAGCGUUAUUCGAAAAACAAAUUUCCAGAUAUCAAGGGAAUAAUUUAUGUGACGGUGAAGUUAAUAUGACAUCGUCGACGGAUAUUCAUACAAUUUCAGGCAUGAUUGAAGAUAAUCAAAUGAACGAAAAUCAAAUAUAUCAAGAUAUACAAAAAGAAGAUAAUAAUAAUUCUUGUGAUGUUAUGAAUGAAACGAACAAUUAUUGUUCUGAUAAUGAUCAAAUUUCUUCUCCAACACGAACUAAUAGAAUUUAUAAUCAAAAUUCACCUACCACUUAUCAACAAGAAUGUUUACCACUCGAAACUUAUGCAAAAUCUUGUUAUCAAUCAACAUUAAAUCAACGAAAUUUAUCUUCAUUUAUGCCUACAACCACAUCACUUCAUCAAACUUCAAAAAAUGUGACAAACAAUUCUUCUAUGUCAGUGAAAGAUACAAUUAAUCAAUCUUUGUAUUGUGGAGACCUUUGUUAUUAUCGUAUAGAAGAUGGUUUACAAUUAAACGAUGAUGAUACAAAAAAUCAACCACAAUUGCCUACGAGUAAUGGCAGAUAUUUAAAGAUGGGGAGAAAGAUAUGUGUAAUCUUUCCUAAACAAGUUAUACCGAAUGAAUCGGAAUCCUCACCGAUAUACUCUGAUUGUGAAGAAUCUGGAUCACAAUGGCAACUUCAACAAGAGGGAAGUUAUUAUUUUACUCAAUCUCCAGAUACUAUGGAAGUGGAGACAUCAUUCCCAACCUCUCAAUCUCAUCAUAAUAUAAAAUGGCUUUUGGAAAAUGAUGAACAAAAUUGUGAUGAUAUAUAA
Diversispora eburnea is the source of this 1185-nucleotide messenger RNA. Lineage: Eukaryota; Fungi; Glomeromycota; Glomeromycetes; Diversisporales; Diversisporaceae. The record is from the annotation of a GenBank genome assembly.